AUGACGAACACCGCGCACGCGACCAAGGGGGCGAUCGCCACGGACUCGACCAGCGGGACGACCACCGCGGACGCGACCAAGGGGGCGAUUGCCGCGGACGCGACCAGCGGGACGACCACCGCGGACGCGACCAGCGGGCCGACCACCGCGGGCGGGACCAGCGGGACAACCACCGCGGACGCGACCAGCGGGGCGACCAUUGCGGACGACCAAGGGGACGACCACCGCGGACGCGACCAAGGGGGCGAUCGCCGCGGACGCGACAAGCGGGACGACCACCGCGGAUGCGACCAGCGGGACGACCACCGCGGACUCGACCAGCGGGACGACCACCGCGGACGCGACCAAGGGGGCGAUCGCCGUAGAUGCGACCAGCGGGACGACCACCGCGGGCGGGACCAGCGGGACGACCACCGCGGACGCGACCAACGGGACGACCACCGCGGACGCGACCAGCGGGGCGACCGCCGCGGACACGACCAGCGGGGCGAUCACUGCGGACGCGACCAGCUGGGCGAUCCCCGCGGACGCGACCAGCGGUGCCGACCCCCGCGGACGCGACUAGCAGGGCAGACCCCCGCGGACGCGACCAAGGGGACGACCACCGCGGACGCGAGCAUCGAGGGCGAAUGCCGCGGACGCGACCAGCAGAGGCGACCGCCGCGGACGCGACCGGCGGGGGCGCUUGCCGCGGACGCAACCGGCGGGGGCGACCGUGGUGUCGUCAACCCGUUUACCGCACCCGCCCUCCAGCCGGUGUCGUCACCCCUUUCCCCCUUCCUCUUUCUCAUGGCGGACGACUCUACCCCCAUUGAGCUUGGAGCUAUUGACAACCUCGAGCUUCCCCAUGACACUACGGCCGUCGUUUGA
This is a messenger RNA of Closterium sp. Naga37s-1, 870 nucleotides long. The record is from the annotation of a GenBank genome assembly. Lineage: Eukaryota; Viridiplantae; Streptophyta; Zygnematophyceae; Desmidiales; Closteriaceae.